Molecule: messenger RNA, 3488 nt
Organism: Cyprinodon tularosa
Lineage: Eukaryota; Metazoa; Chordata; Actinopteri; Cyprinodontiformes; Cyprinodontidae
Gene: tmem184ba
Product: transmembrane protein 184ba
Exons: 8
Coding region: 35-1315 (426 amino acids)
Biological process (GO): transport
Molecular function (GO): transporter activity
Source: RefSeq, a predicted model, not a curated record
UGUGAAUACUUAACAGCAGCGCGGCCCGUUCCAGAUGUUCAGGCUGUGGAGGCGAGACGUGCCGCAGCCAGAGAGGCCGGCUGGUGACUUGCCUCUGGUCGGUUUGCCCGAACCUCCGCUGACCGUUGUCCCGAUGGGGCCAAAUAUCUCUUGGUUCCCCGAAGCCCCGCUGCUUGGGACGGACCAGCCCACCUUUCUGAUGUCCCCGGCUACGCAGGCGGUGUCUGGCUUCUUCGUCUGGACGGCCCUCAUCCUCACCUGUCACCAGAUCUACAUGCACCUCCGUUUCUACAGCUCACCAAGAGAGCAGCGCCAUAUUGUGCGGAUCCUCUUCAUUGUUCCCAUCUACGCCUUUGAUUCCUGGCUCAGCCUGCUCUUCUUCACCAAUGACCAGUACUAUGUGUACUUUGAUACAGUCAGGGACUGCUACGAAGCGUUUGUAAUUUACAACUUCCUGAGCCUGUGCUAUGAGUACCUGGGAGGAGAGAGCGCCAUCAUGGCGGAGAUCCGAGGGAAACCUAUAGAGUCCAGCUGUAUGUACGGUACCUGCUGUCUCAGAGGAAAGGCUUACUCCAUAGGAUUCCUCAGGUUCUGUAAGCAGGCCACGCUGCAGUUCUGUGUGGUCAAGCCUCUCAUGGCCAUCAUCACUGUGGUCCUGCAGGCCUACGGCAAAUAUAAAGAUGGAGACUUUAAUGUUGCCAGCGGAUACCUGUAUGUGACCAUCAUCUACAACAUCUCAGUCAGCCUGUCUCUCUACGCCCUGUUCCUCUUCUACUUUUCCACCAGGGAGCUUCUCAGCCCCUACAGCCCGAUGCUCAAGUUCUUCAUGGUCAAAUCUGUCAUCUUCCUCUCCUUCUGGCAGGGCAUGUUGCUGGCCAUCUUGGAGAAAUGUGGAGCGAUCCCGCAGAUAAACUUGCCGGAGGUUUCUGUGGGCGAGGGUACGGUCGCCGCCGGUUACCAGAACUUCAUCAUCUGCAUCGAGAUGUUUUUUGCAGCGCUGGCCCUACGACACGCCUUCACAUACAAAGUCUACAUGGAUAAAAGCCUCAAUUCAAGAGGACUUCUUCCUACAUAUGGAGAGUUUGGCCGCUGUGCCCCCAUGAAGAGCAUCUCCAGCAGCCUAAAGGAGACGAUGAACCCAGGAGACAUGGUCCAAGACGCCAUCCACAACUUCUCUCCAGCCUACCAGCAGUAUACGCAGCAAUCCACUCUGGAGCAGGGGGCGCCGCCGCCGGUUCUGCGCGCACACAAUCUGCUCGGGCCCCGCAGCGACACGGAGAAAACCCUCCUGCUCAGCUCAGACGAUGAAUUCUAGUGCAGAUCGUUUCCAGGACUUGUUUUAAUUUCUUCUCACUGCAGCUGAAUCUUAAUUGGGCUGAAACAUAGAGAGCGGAUGGUACACCACCCAGCCUGCUGAACUCUAAUCUAUGAUGGCUGUGUGCUUGUCGUCUGUGGGACCUUCAUGCUGAAACAUUUCUGCAACACCCAAUGUCUUAUUUUGUGGUAACACACAAUGCUGAUUUAGUGCUUGGACAGUUGAAAUCCUCAGAUAGAACCUUACUUUUAUAUUUUUGCGGAUUGUUGCAAAUAUUAUUUUUUCUCAUCCGAUUGUUUGCCCUAGAAAUGUUAUGGCAGAUAGAGGAUAUUUGUAGAUAUUAUCUAUAUUUCUCUAGUAAUUCUACCUAAUGCAAAAGCAGGGCUGCUCAGAGGUGCAGUCAGUUGCACUGCAGCCUUGCAGAAAGAAGGUUCCGAGUUUAAUUCCCAGCCCAGGAUCUUUCGGCAUGGAGUUUGCAUGUUCUCCAUGAGCAUGCGUGGGUUCUCUCCGGCUACUCCCACAGUCCAAAAACAUGACCGUUAGAUUAAUGGGCUUCUCCAAAUUCUCCUUGGGUGUGCAUGGUUGCUUGUCCUGUUUGUCUCUGCGUUGCCCUGUCCAGGGUGUACGCCUCUCACCCAAUGACAGUUGAAGAUAAGCACCAGCACCCCUCGUGACCCCGCUUGGGAUAAGCGUGACUGAAAAUGGAUGGAUGGAUAAUGCAAAAGCAACCACACCUCUCACAUUGCUUCUCUGCUUGAGUCAACCCGUCCCCAUUCCUGUGCUGCAUUACCAUCACUGUUAGGUGUCCUGACAAAUGCCACAUUGGCUCCAUAUUUAUUAAAUAUAUUAAGAUUUUAUAGAUAUUAUAGUUUUUAUUUCAUCUUUAAGUUAUUUUAAUUAUUUUACAUGCAAAAAAAAAAAAUAAUCUACAGAAUGCUUUGGCUUAUCUUAAAUCUAGAUUGAUGAGCCUAGAGCUGUUUCCAGCAUCAUGGGUCAAAGAAUAUGGAUUGAUAAUCAGUAAAGAUCUCAGCUAAUUGGUGGGCUGGCUGCCAGGUCCAAUGCUAAGGUCAUCAGCAACGAUCCAUGUCGUUAUUGAUAUUAACACAAGGGAGGGCGGCAAAGAUUGCUGGAGCUGGUCCGCUGCGGGUUGGCUAAAGAGAUUUAGGUCAGAGCAGACUGCUGAUGUCAGCUCGUGUUUUUGGCGCUUUUAUUAAAUUUUAAAACAAUAAACUAUUUUUUUUUUUACCACAUUUAUUUUGGAAAUAACUUAAAAUCUGCCCUUUUGCACUAAAAUUAUACAGUCUCUGUAAAACAAUGAUUUUGUUUUUCAACUUUAAAUCUGAGCAGUUUAACCACAUGGUCCUGAUUGGCUCUGAUUAACAUGUUUCCAACUGAGUCUGCACUCGCCCACGGUAACCACUGCCGGUCGGCUUUACUAAAUCUUUCUGUUUCUCUGAGAACCAAGGGUGUAACUUUAUUUAUUUCUUAUCCUAACAUCUGGAUAACAAUGCCUUGUAGUUACUGUAGAAAUGUCAGAAAUGUUAGAUUCAGUUGGAAAGUGAAUAUUUUGGUGAGGGGGGGGGCUGUGUUUAAAACCACCCCAGUUCUCCCACUGAUUCUUUUCAUGUGGUUGUUUAGAUCCCAGCAUAAACAGCUGCCUUUCUUUUUUCUACUCAUUAUGGGAUUUCUUGAGUCAUCUGAAUGAGUCACGCUGAAAAUGCCAACUUGUUUACUUGUUAGUACUUUCACUUCUCUGCUGUAGCUCAGUGUGACCACCAGAGGGCGCUCUGGAGGGGACCAACCUAAAGUGAUCCCAGACCUCAGUUUUGGUAAAAGGAGAACAGCAAAAGGUCUGGAUAUUUUAUAACUGUGUUUAUUGGAGAAAAGAGGAAAUCCCUGCUCUUUUAUUUAGUUGGAGCCUGAUGUUAUGUUAGCUAUAAACAGGAAAGAGGCACAUUGGAGCUGAAGCCCAUUUUAGAUCUAUAUAAACCAGAUCAUUUUAAUGCUUAUUUUUGGAUUUCUAUGUUUUCAUGUUUAAAAAUAAAAUAAAAAUGUCUGUUUUAAUCCCAGAAUUCCCUCCUGAUUGUUUCCCUUCACUUGUUUCUCUGCAGCGUUCUUCUGUAAUGUUUGUUUAGUUCUGAGGAAGCUGCUGUUUCCCAUCAACUUUAAGUGC